ACGGCGUGCGCCGGAAGCGGAGGCCGGAGCGGCGGCGGCGGACGGAGCGGCGCGGACGGAGCGGCGAGAUGCCUGUGACUGUGGGCCCAUACGGACAAUCGCAGCCCAGCUGCUUUGACAGAGUGAAGAUGGGUUUCAUGAUGGGCUUUGCGGUGGGCAUGGCAGCAGGAGCUCUGUUUGGCACCUUCUCCUGCCUCAGGAUUGGCAUGAGAGGACGAGAGCUGAUGGGAGGAGUUGGCAAAACGAUGAUGCAGAGCGGUGGGACGUUUGGGACGUUCAUGGCCAUUGGGAUGGGGAUCCGCUGCUGAGCUGGCGCUGCCCUGCAGCCCCCUGUGCCCCUCCCCCCAAUAAAGUCUUUAGAUACUUGGAA
This is a messenger RNA of Colius striatus (speckled mousebird), 370 nucleotides long. It is a transcript of the gene ROMO1, whose product is annotated as reactive oxygen species modulator 1. Bases 69 to 308 code for a protein of 79 amino acids. Gene Ontology annotation, cellular component: TIM23 mitochondrial import inner membrane translocase complex. The record is from RefSeq and is a predicted model, not a curated record. Lineage: Eukaryota; Metazoa; Chordata; Aves; Coliiformes; Coliidae. Gene Ontology annotation, biological process: protein import into mitochondrial matrix; protein insertion into mitochondrial inner membrane. The transcript has 3 exons.